Solanum tuberosum (potato) is the source of this 1962-nucleotide messenger RNA. RefSeq names its product F-box/kelch-repeat protein At3g23880-like. The transcript is spliced from 2 exons. Gene Ontology annotation, molecular function: protein binding. Bases 718 to 1839 code for a protein of 373 amino acids. The record is from RefSeq and is a predicted model, not a curated record. Lineage: Eukaryota; Viridiplantae; Streptophyta; Magnoliopsida; Solanales; Solanaceae.
UAAUAUUUUGACAAAAUUUCUCAACAAUCAAUUUGGGUUACAUGUCAACCCAAUUUUUAAUGAGUUGAAAUGGAUUGGGUUGAGAUGGAUUUAGCUAACAAAUGGGCAGGUCAAUAACCAACCCAAACCUAAAUGGGUUGGGUCGGGUUGGGCUUGAUUUUGCCACCCCUACACAUGUUGGUUGCAUUAAGUGCCUUUGUAGGCAUGUUGUUUGUUGAGUAAUUAAAUUCUGCGAAGAAUGACUUUCUGUUUGAAAGGGCAUUUGUUUGUUGAGUAAUUAAAGAACAAACAUAAAGGAAAAGAGUAAUAGCUCAGGAGUUCAUAGUUGAGUAAUUAAAGAACAAACAUAAAGGAAAAGAACCCCCACAAAUCAAUGAAAUUAUGUAACUCAACAACGUGCAUAUUCUUAGGGGUAUGGGCUUGCUGCUUGGGUCAUGAAAAGUUUUGGGCCCAAAUAUAAGUUAAUAAAAAGGGAAACUUACAUAAAUAUACUAUAUUAAAAAAUAUUUACCAUUUAUAACAAUAAAAUAGGGCACACCCUUGAAUGGAAAACCUAAUUCUAACAUCAAAUUAUUCAAUUUUUCCGUCUUUUAUUUAAGAGAAGGAAAAGUACAUUGAGAAGUAUAAGUAGUCCCCAACUCCCGAACCCUUAAUUACAAUACCUCUCUCCUGUGACCGUUUCAGUUCAAACCCCUCCACUGUUGUCAGCGAUCAGGAAUGGAAACUCCCAUGCACAUCCAAGAAGAAAUAAUUAUGGAUAUUUUAAGUAGACUGCCUGUGAAGUCUCUUUUUAGAUUCAAGUGUGUUUCAAACUCUUGGAAGGCUUUAAUCUGUGAACCUAGCUUUAAGAAACAACAUCUCAAUCAUGCCAAAAAUGACAAAUUGCUUGUUCUACGGAUUGCUAAGGAUAGUAAUGUUUUCUUCUAUUGUUCAUCUUUAUUGACGACAACAACACCACAUCAAAUCGUUAGGGAUGUACAAGAAUCGGUGUGUGUCCCGCAAUGUGUGCCAGGGUAUUACGAUAUCUAUAAUUACCAUCUCUAUGGUAGCUGCAAUGGCUUGUUUUUAAUUGGGAUUAAGCAGAAACGUUUUCUGUGUAAUCCUUCUACAAGAGAAUCAAUAUUACUACCAUCACAUUGGGAUAAGUUUUUUCAUGGUUACAUUCAUGGAAUGGGAUAUGACCCAACUAGUGAUGACUAUAAGGUUGUUCACAUUCCUGAAGAAGAUGAAAAGGCACCCACUGAAAUUCUCUCCCUAAAAACUGGUUCCUGGAGAAAAAUUUAUGGAGGUGAUUGUUCUCUCCAAUCCGGUAAUAUGGAAUGUUUGACAUUACUACGAGGAUCAUUUCAUUGGCUUACUUAUUCCGUAGAUUCGAUGUUUUCUCUGAUUUCAUUUAAUAUUUCAAAUGAGGUGUUUGGAGGAUUACCAUUGUCGAAGGAAAUGCCCUUGUUGUGUGACACGAUUGAGCAAGGUGUGACAGUGUUAGGUGGAAUGCUUAGUGUAAAUUUUCUUUAUGAGGAGGAGGAUGCUACUAUUUUUGAUUUGUGGGUAAUGAAAGAGUAUGGUAUGGAAGAAUCUUGGACUAAAUUAUUUACGAUGAGAGAUAGCAGGGAUGCUUAUGAGGUGUUACCAGUCGUUCCGAAAUAUAUAUUUGCAGAUGGUGAACUGUUGUUCUGUUCUGAUAGAAGAAUUGUGCUUAAAACAUUCAAAGAAUCAGACAAAAGAAGCAAUCUAGUAGUGCCUCUAACUACGGAUGAAGAUACAGAUACCACCAGGGAUGGAUUUGUUUACACAGAGACUUUGAUCUCUCCAAAAGAUUGUGUUAUUGCUUUGAACUAAUAUUUAGAUUAUUCAUUUAAUUUUUAUUAUUGGUAUGAUUUAGAAACAAAAAAUGUUUAAAUCUGUCCAUACAGUCUGUGACUUUUUCUGUUCAAUAGUUCAUUUUAUAGAGCAUUAUAUUUU